CUGUAGUCCUCGUGGAGGUCCCACCCCUGAUUGGAAUGACCUGCAGCUGGUGAAAGGCAAGCUUCACACUUAACCUGCGAGUCACCAAAGAAGCACCCCACUAUGUGAGAACUGUGGUUUCUGAGCUGGUGGAAGAUGGCAAUGAUAGCAGUUUGGGCAGCAGUGCUAGUGGCAUAUGGAGCCUCUAUAGGAUUUACAAAGAGCUAUGCAGAACCCAGUUUAAUAGUGCCACUGGAUUUAGCUCCGAACGCUGUAGAUGACAUGUACACCGGCUGCACAGACAAGAUGGAGUACAGAGUAAAGAAGGAGUACCUGCAGUAUGAGAGAAACAAAGAUAAAAACUUCACUGUGGCCUGGGGGGAAGCAGAAAAAUACUACAACAAAAAAUGGAAGCGUAAGAAGCGACCUUCCACCUCCCUGGGAAAAGAGCAGAUUAUGGCUCUUUAUGUUUAUACCCUCGACAAACCAAACAUCUAUAUAGAUUUCAACAAAGCAGUUCGAACUCAGAGAUCUCAGUACAAGACCACAUUCAAGUAUCACACACUUCACUUCUUCCUGACCGACGCCCUUCAAACCCUCAACGCUCGUAAACCAGAUGCAGAGCGAUGUCUCACUGGAUACCGCAGAGUCGACCGAUACUUCCGCCAAGAUGUUCUCAACAGGGAGAUUCGCUUUGGUUCUUUUACCUCCAGCUCAAUGGGAUGGUACUCCAGCGCUGACCGAUUUGGAGACAAGUCAUGCUUUGAGAUUGUCACAUGCUCCGGAGCAGACGUCUCGCUGUACUCUAAGCUCGGGGAGGCAGAGCGAGAAGCCCUGAUUCCUCCGUAUGAAGUCUUUAAAGUGACAAAUGUAAAGAGGAGAUCUGAGCAGAAGAGUCUUCCAUGUGAGGUGGUGUACAAAGUGAAAAGCACCGGGAAAAAUCUGUCCAACACGAAUUGUGUUCUUUUCUGAUAAGUGGUCUCUGACAUUUAACAGUUGUUAUUUGAUGUUAAAACAAAAAAUAAGUGGGCUGGACCAGAAUAGUGAAUUCACAUGUCUUUGGCAUUUGGAUGGUGAUUUGUAGAUAUGUUAAAUAAUAUGCUUUGCUUCAGCUGUUUUAUACCUCUUCUUUUCUUGCAUACAUAAUAUAAAUAAUAAACAUGCAAACAUGUAUGGAGAGAGUAAAAUGACUUGAAUGUGUUUGUAGUUGAAAAGGUCUGAAGUUGUAAACUGAGUAGUAGCCCUUUACGGUGGCGGGUUGCAUAUGCUCAUGUGAAUGAAAAAAGUCCCAAUUAUUUUUGUGUGUGUGUGUGUGUGUAAGCAGCUGAGGUUAUUCUGAGACUAUGUACUUUAUGUAUCCUCCUUAUUUCAGAAAUAUACAUCUACAAUGAUUCACUGUA
Molecule: messenger RNA, 1379 nt
Organism: Acanthopagrus latus (yellowfin seabream)
Lineage: Eukaryota; Metazoa; Chordata; Actinopteri; Spariformes; Sparidae
Product: NAD(P)(+)--arginine ADP-ribosyltransferase 1-like
Exons: 3
Coding region: 136-951 (271 amino acids)
Molecular function (GO): NAD+ poly-ADP-ribosyltransferase activity; NAD+-protein-arginine ADP-ribosyltransferase activity
Source: RefSeq, a predicted model, not a curated record